CAUACCAGGACGCAUGACACUGAAAUAAAAAAUAACAAAAGAACAAAAGACAGACAUGAAAAACUUUUUUUUUUGGUCUCUUAGCCUAGACGAGUGUUUCACAAGUUCUCUUGUGUUGUUUGGCUGCAUGCCGCUUUCUGGCCAGCGCCUCCUCUUCUGCCUUCGCUCUUCUUGCUGCAGCAGCACUUGAGGAUGGCUGGCAGUCACACUCCCUCCUUCGUUCCAUCUCCUUUAGGGUUGCCUGCUUCCUCAGAGCUUUGUCUUUGGUUCCGGCCGAUAUGAUGUUGUGGCACAUCCUUUGGUCCACUGGCCUAUACUUCAGGUCUUCUCCUUUGAACAUCUCUACUGCCAACUGCUUCCAGGUCAUUAUAAGAAUUAUCCAAUAAUGUUUUGCAAUUCUAGUGUGCAGGGCAGCCUCCGUCCCCACCCCCAAAAAACUCUCCUGUUCCACAUGAUUCACAUUAAUGACUCAAUCGACCAAAACGGCAAUUGUAGCAGAAAAGCGACAAGUUUGCAGGUGUGGAUUGGUAUUGGUUGAACUGGUUUGGAGAAAUAACGUUCCUCAUGCUUCAGAAAGGCACCAUGGUGAUAAUGAUUUCCUGAAUGAUUACCUGGUAACUCGUCUACAGCGAUGUGAGGAAUAUUGAUUGUUACUCUGGAUAUUCACAGUGAUCUGCAUGAGACGCUCGUCACUGUAAUUUAGUUGUAUUGAUCAGAAAUAGAACAAUCAGGGCUCAUGUUGUUGUUAAUUUGAAUGUGACAUCUUGGUUAUCUGGCGUCCUCUGUUACCAUGGUUACAAGCCUGCUCGUGCACAGCAGGCUCCUCCUCUGUGGGUUGGGUUAUGGUUAGGGGCUUAGAAGGCAGAGAGGAAGGAGGACUGACCUGGGAGCUGUAUCAUUCAAACUUCUGACAAAGACCACUUUUUUGUUGAAACUCCAGACUGCAGCUUUAAUUCUGACUGCUGUCUCAUUAACAGAACGGUCACACGUCCACAGUGAGUCAUGUAACAGAAGAGAACCCCCCACCGUCUUUAAAUUCUGGAGAUCCGCCACUGUGCCCAGUUUGGGUCCAGGCUCAGCGUGGCCAGUCACUGCGCAUGCGCAAACACCGGUGUCUGGUGUCACCCUGCAAGCAGCUGUUGAGACCAUGAACGGUCGGACUGAAGCAGCAGAGAAAACACACCCAGAAUAAGCGUGGACGCGAUACAGACCCAGUGCUGACCCGGUACAGACCCGGUACAGACAGUGGCGGACUGCAGUGAAAGCCGCCGAUCUGCAGCCGGAGCUAACCGGGCUAAUAGUGCUAACAGACCGUCAGCUGUUAUCGAACGAAGCUAACAGGCUAACUGACACCACGCUGCUUCGCACUGACCUGUUCUGACCUGUUCUGACCUGGAUCAGGUUCUGAACUAUCUGAACAUCCUUCGACCUUCUCCAGGUUUAACCGUCGGUUCCUGGUGGACUUCUGUCGGGUAACGGAGACUUACGAGCUAGUUCCAGAAUACCGUGGGCUCAGCCGGCCAGGACCGCUCCGACCCGGUUCGGUUUGAGGACCGGGAGUCAGGAUGCUGAUAGCAGCGGUCGGUGCCGGAAGUGGAAACACCGCCUCCGCCAGCAAGAAACACCGACGGAGAGGCAAAAAACACCGGAGAGUUCGACCAGAGGAGAACCGGCUUGAUGCUCCGUGUGACCUUCAGAGUCUGAACGCCAACAACAACGCCCACCACACCACCCGGCUGCCCCCCCCCAGUAGUCCUGAAACACCAUCCCCUCCAUCAUCAGGACCAUGUAUCAACAACCCUCAUGACUCCACUACCUGUCAGACACACCUCCAGACCACCACCUCACUGUCUGAACCCGCCCCACCCCCCCUCCAGAGUAUCCCCCCAACCCGCUCACCCCCUCCUCCUCAGAAGACCCCUGACACCACACCACCCGAUCUAGAUGCAGCAGAUUUACCUGUAGCCGCCCUGAUACCUCCUGAAAGUACCCUCCAGUCUGCCCCGCUGCCCCAUCCAACCCAGACAGUCCCAGUGACUCCUCAGAUUUUCACUACAUCUCACCAUGCAGCCCACAGUCCCAGCCAGUCACCGCCAAAUGUUUACCUAAAUGUUACCCAGAAUUCCUCCAGAUUGGCUCACAGAACUCUUCAAAGUAUCAGUCUUCCUGACAGUCAAUCAGAUCACUUUGAAUCCCCUCCAGCCAUACCACACAAUAUUACCCACAAUGCCUCCGGAUUACUGCCAGUUUCUGCUCAGCAACCUGACAAAGCUCCUCCCAGUCCUCCAUUAAGCCCCUCCCACCCUGACCCCUUCUUAUUGACCUCGAUGACCUUCACCUCCAGUGUCUCCUCCCACCUCUGCUCCUCUACCGUCUCUGUCCCCUGCUCCCUCGACUCUCUACCCCCUCCCAUUGGCCUGCUUCCAAUGAUGUCAUCAGCUACCCCUCAGUUGACCACACCUCCUCCAACUAUGAGUCCACCCCCUACGGAGUUAACACCGCCUCCUCCACAGCUGCUUGGCUCUGACGAUGAAGAGCAGGAAGACCCCUCAGAUUACUGCAAAGGUGGUUACUACCCAGUGACGAUCGGUGAUCUGUUCAAUGGGAGGUACCAUGUGGUCAGAAAACUGGGCUGGGGACAUUUCUCUACAGUCUGGCUCUGCUGGGACCUGCAGAAAAAGCGUUUUGUGGCGUUGAAAGUGGUCAAGAGCGCUCCACAUUACACCGAGACGGCUCUGGAUGAGAUCAAACUGCUGCGAUGUGUGAGAGACAGUGACCCGUCUGACCCCUACAGAGAAACUGUUGUCCAACUGAUUGACGACUUCAAGAUCUCUGGAGUCAAUGGAGUCCAUGUCUGUAUGGUUCUGGAGGUUUUGGGUCAUCAGUUGUUAAAAUGGAUCAUAAAGUCAAACUAUAUGGGACUUCCUCUGGUCUGUGUCAAGACCAUCAUCAGACAGGUGCUGCAGGGACUCGACUACCUCCACACAAAGUGUAAGAUCAUCCACACUGACAUCAAACCUGAGAACAUCUUAUUGGAUGUCGAUGAGAUUUACAUCAGGAGAUUGGCGGCUGAGGCGACCAUCUGGCAGAGGGCUGGGGCUCCACCCCCCUCGGGGUCAUCAGUUAGCAUGGCUCCCAGGGAUCUACAGGCGGGUAAGCUGUCUAAGAAUAAGAAGAAGAAGUUGAAGAGGAAAGCGAAGCGUCAGCAGAGACUGUUGGAGGAGAGGCUGGUGGAUAUACAGAGGAUGGAGGAGGAAGACGGACUGUUACAACCUGACGACACUGACAGUAACUGUCCUCUGGUCGUCAAUGGCAACACUUCCCGCUCCACAGCUAACAGCAAAGCGAGCCCAGAGUCCACCGGCUCCUGGUUGGAGGACAGGUGUAAUGGCCACGCCCCUGGUCGCUUCUCCAGCCCCGCCUCCGGCCUAUCAGGAUUUUCCAGCUCUGUGAUGUCAGCAACAUCUGAGUCAGCACUUUCUACUCAGUCGGGAUAUUCGAGCGGACGAGAUGUCUUCAGCGCUUCAGACUUUGUCCUCAGUCCUCUCGAUCCGCUCAACGCACACAAACUUAGAGUGAAGAUUGCUGAUCUGGGAAAUGCAUGCUGGGUGCACAAACACUUCACUGAGGACAUUCAGACCAGACAGUACAGAGCUCUGGAGGUUCUGAUUGGAGCAGAGUAUGGACCACCUGCUGAUAUCUGGAGCACUGCCUGCAUGGCGUUUGAGUUGGCGACAGGAGAUUACCUGUUUGAACCUCACUCAGGAGAAGAUUACACCAGAGAUGAAGAUCACAUUGCUCACAUCAUCGAGCUGCUUGGUCCGAUUCCUCUGCCCUUCGCUCUGUCUGGCAGGUACUCCAGAGAGUACUUCAACAGGAGAGGUGAGCUGCGUCACAUCUCCAGUUUGAAGCCUUGGGGUCUGUUCGAGGUCCUUCUGGAGAAGUAUGAGUGGCCGCUGGAUCAGGCGGCUCAGUUCAGUGACUUCCUGUUGACCAUGUUGGAGCUUCAGCCUGAACGCAGAGCGACGGCCGCGCAGUGUCUGCAGCAUGCAUGGCUUCACACAUAAACACACACUGAUACACACACCGUGGUUGAGGAGUGUUAGAAGUGUCUCAUUAUGUCAGUGUUGAGUUCAAGUGUAGUAGGAAUUUAUCACCUCGACUGUCUGUGCAGAUCCAUCAACUGAUUGAUUGUUUGUAUGUUUCAGAAGCUUCUGUGUGUAAAAUACACGCAAGUCUAUUUUUGUGAAAUGAAACACUGUUCAGGUCGACAGAACGACAAACAGCUCCGAGCUUGUAACAUAGAAUUCUAAACAAACAGACGUUUGGAUUGAGUCCCAUUCACUACCUUCCUGGUGACCUUUGACCUCCAACAGAUCCCAUGAUGUGUCCGUUAGUUUCUUUCAGUUUAACUUUAAUUUCAGUUUCUGGUCUAACUACUUAUUUUCUUUCUAUGUACUCAUUUCAGAUUAUUGUCAAUUUUACACAUUUUGUGUUUUUCUGAUUCACUUCCUGCUUUCCCUCAGUAGCCCCAUUCACACUGCCGUUUGGAUACGGGGCUCCUGCACCAAACCGCCUCUGGAGGUAGUAUCAGGGCCGCAUUAUUGGAGCACUGAACCAGUGUGAAUGGAUAAGCCGGUGGCACGGAGAGGGGGCGUGUUGAUCGGACUGUCAGUUAACUACCCAGGUCCUUCACUCAACUUAAUACAGAGAAAUGUCCCACAAAGCAACAUUAACGUUACAUGACCAAACAACAGUAACUGUCUUUGGCAACUUAUGAGGAAAAAAUACCACAGAUAUACGUAGAGAAGUGUCUUUCCUCCCGCCCGUCCUACCGACUCUUCGUCACAUUUCUGCCCUAAAAACAGCGUCUGUCACCGGUAAAAAACUUUAACUCACCGCAUGUUUGUGAUGAAAAUAAAUCACUGCGACGAUCAGCCCUCCCGACCAAGACUUCAGGGAACUUUACCCCAGAAAACAGCCUCCCAUCCUGCGAGUGAAGGAGUCAGAUUGACAGGAGGACACCAAGGAACACUUUGAAGACACACCGACGUCAUCAUCAUCACCGUCACGCCUCUUUAGGAGCCGCGGCACCGGCUUUCUGUGUGAAUUCAUGGAGGUUUGCCUUUAAGGUGGAGAUGCUACACUCUGUGUGAAUCACCAUCAGCGGAGAAUUUGCGAACUGCGUGAUUGGGACUAGUGAUUAUUGAUCACAGACUCCCAAACCUCCCUGAUGAUGAUAGACAAGCAUACUGUAGCUGACCCUCUAACUGACACUGAUCACAGCACUGAGCUCUGUAACUCAAAGUGAAAGUGAGUUGUCCUCAGAGCACCUCUGAUCGCUCACCUGUUUCUAUGUUCAUAUAAUAAAUAGUGCCUUGAAAAUGACCGUGACCCCUUCUGCCUGUCAUAGUGACAUCACCAGUGACAUCAAGAGUUUUUUUUUUUUUUUUUACAUGUGAAAAUAUCUUCUUGUGUGAAAAUAAAGAUGAAUGAAAACUU
This is a messenger RNA of Acanthopagrus latus (yellowfin seabream), 5502 nucleotides long. It is a transcript of the gene srpk3, whose product is annotated as SRSF protein kinase 3. Gene Ontology annotation, molecular function: protein kinase activity; ATP binding. The transcript is spliced from 17 exons. The record is from RefSeq and is a predicted model, not a curated record. Lineage: Eukaryota; Metazoa; Chordata; Actinopteri; Spariformes; Sparidae. Gene Ontology annotation, biological process: protein phosphorylation; spliceosomal complex assembly; regulation of mRNA processing. Bases 1566 to 4067 code for a protein of 833 amino acids.